AUGGGGUUGAUAUUAAUGUCUACGACGUUACUGGUAUCGUCGGUGAUUGUGUACAAUUGGUCGUACGAAUUUCUUUGGUUUAAGAUGGCUCUUUUAUUCAAUGAUGUGACGACAUCAACUAAAAAAUCUAGGUCCUCUAUAAUUACUAAUAUUAAUGGAUAUGAUAAUAUUGGAACAGAUACAUUUGUACAGAAAUUCUAUACCGAAUAUUCUCUAUCUUCGAAGAAACUAGUGGGCUUUAUAAGGACGUUGUUUUCUGUAGCAAUGGUUUGUUAUAUUAUCACCAUAGAGAUUGUAUUAUGGCAGAUUAAAUCUGUAGAAAUUGAUCAAGGAGGUGAUUUUAUUACAGAAUGGAUAUGGUAUCUUGUAUCGAUGUCUCUAUCCUUGAUAUUAAUUCUAAUUCAACCAUUCUUCAUUCUAAUAUCUCUCUUAAACAAAUUUUUUAAUGAUAGAUUUGACCUGGAUCGGUUGAUAAUAAUAACUAGUGCAAUAUUAAUAGCAUUAAUCGCAAUAUUAAGAUUGAUAUCUAUCGGACCUUUUCAAUAUAGUCACAACAUUUUAACUAGAUUAUCAAUAUCUGGUGUUACAAUUAUGGCAAUAUUAUCUGGAAUUGCUAGUGUUUCUACAAUAUAUUAUACUUUUCUCUAUUUUUGGAGAAAGCAUACCAAUAAAAAGAUACCGUCUACUAUAUCUAAAUUUGCAUCAAACGGGAUAAGAAGUAAAAAAUUAUUAAUAUGGGCAAGAAAGAGUUGGAUUAAAGAACGUUUGAUUAGUUACGAGGCGUAUCGAAGUGUGUGUAUACAGGAACUAAAUAAAUUGGAAACAAUGGAACCAUCUGGCCAAGAAAGCCGGCGUCAAAAGGAUAAACUUUUGGAAUCUAUAGCUCAAUCCCAACUUCAAACAAAUCUGUUUCAAAGUAUUUUAGAUGAACCACCUAAGAUUAGAUUGGCAAGGAAGGUUUUUGAAAUUGGAUUUUUGGUAUAUUGUGUUUACAGAGUAACUUUAACAUUUUUUGUAAGAAUUCCAAAAAUUAUUUCACAUUUUAUUGAUCAUCCCCUAGAUUACCAGUUUGAACACUUUUCCGCAUCUUCAGAUCCACUUGCCGUAACAAUUGCCAAUAUUCUUGACUUCUGUCUAUUCAACUUUAACUAUCAGCAUGACUUAGAUUCGCUAACUAGUCAAAUAUCAUUAUUUCUAUCAGCGUCGUUGUUCAUUUGUGCAUUCUCAACUGUUAGUACAACCGUUUCAUUCCUAGUGUCCUUACUACCUGCUCGAUUCCAAGUUUUGGCCUUUUUUGCUCUACAGAAUGAGGAAAAUACCGACGAGCUUCCGAUUUAUGGUGGAGUUCGUCAAAAAAAAAAAAAUGAACCUUCAAUGAUAAAGAAUUUGUUACUUUCAGAACUCGCAGGAGUGUAUGUAGUUGCGACAGUAUUGAUGAUUAGAUCAAAUUUACCAUUUGAUGUUGCUCAGAGGCUUAGAGACAUGUUAGGUCAAAAAUUUACUGUGACUAGUUUUGUAAUUGACUGUUGGUUUGACGAAAUAUAUGCAAUAUCUUGUAUUCUCACAAUUUUCUUUAUAAAAUUGGCUGAGCGAACUGUGUAUCAUCUUAAUAGAAAUUAA
Molecule: messenger RNA, 1620 nt
Organism: Maudiozyma barnettii
Lineage: Eukaryota; Fungi; Ascomycota; Saccharomycetes; Saccharomycetales; Saccharomycetaceae
Exons: 1
Coding region: 1-1620 (539 amino acids)
Cellular component (GO): membrane
Source: RefSeq, a predicted model, not a curated record